GGCGCAGUUGUCCCCAUCCUAAUAAGCGGAGAGUAGUUCGAAUUGAUUCUGCGCAUUAGAACUGGCGCCAAGAUCAAGCGUUUGUACUAUAGUGCCACGGUCCGACCUAAAAAUUUGACGUUAGUUUGAUCCACUGAUCUCUACUAGAGUAGAGGUCAGUUGUUUGAUCUUGUGAUCAAGCUUGCUAAGGUCACUCUGCCCGUGCUAAGCUCACUUGUUGCUCCGGUUAGCUCAAUGUUAGAAAAUAAAUCGAGAACCACUAAUACAGGCGGAACCUUAGAAGACUAGCGUACCAACAAUCCGCGCAGCUCCGAACACAGCAAAUUGGCAAGCAUGUCAACCAUUUUCGUUAGGUGCCAGCCCCAAAGGAGAGAGUCUCAGCUCUUGAUCAAGAACCUGGAACUACUGCACAUAGAUCCCCUACAUGGUGUCAGAUUUGAAGAGGAAGACUUCCGAGGCAAGAACGCUUCCACCACUGUCCGACACGUGCUUCAUGGUCUCUACUGUGCCCAUGACAAGAAGGCAGCACAAAAGAAGUUGAAAAAUGUCUGGCCAGUCAAGCCUGGGGAGCCUGACAAAGAAUUCCGUGCAGUGAUUGUUACCUGGAUCUCAACGCUGCAAGAGAACCACACUGCUGCCCCCUUCCUUCAAGGAUUCAGCGCAGCUCUCCUUCUGCGCCCAGGAACACCACAGUGCUCAAAGUUCCUCACUGGGCUGUCCACCUUUGUGCUUCAAGACAGGCUAAAGGAUAAGAUAGACCUGGCCUAUGACUUUAGUCAUGGAGCUGUGAAUCUAAAUGUUAUCAAGUUUGUUACACAGAAAAAUAAGUCCACUUUUAUCAAUUUGCAAAAGCAACACAAUGCAAUUGAAGCAAACUAUGCGGAUGAGGAAAGGCACUUGAAAGAAUUGCUGUCAGACUUAAAUAUGUCACUGCGAUCUUUGAGAGCUGAGGUGGAGAAGUACGUUCCUGAUGAGUCCUUUGAAAGGCUGACUAUGAUCCAUAAGGAACUACGUGAUCGGAACGGACUUAUUUCAACAAGAGUGGAGCAAAUUGAAGACUACUGUGCGCUCCAGAAUGGGCUCAUCACAAUUGAUCUGGUUGGAGGGCUUGAAAAGUGCAACGCAAUCAGCAGACAGUUUCUUGAAGGAUUUGACAGUAUAGCCUGCGAAGAACAGCAUCUCCGUGUAGCAGUGGCAAACAUGCAUCUGGAUGCCAUGAAAAAGACUGUGGAACGACUGCAAGCGCAGAGGGAGACGUUGGAGCGAAUGAAAGCAGACAUUAAGCGACGCUUGUGUGAGACCACCAAGAGCUUGCCCACAGAAGUGGUUGGAAAGGGCUUGAAGAUAAAAACCGGUUUCAUGAAGCCUUGAGUCAACGUGGAAGACUUCGACAAACUUUCAGCUACUGACAGAAACUGCAGCAGCACACAUUACUAAUCACAUCUGUUGUUAUUCUUAUGAGAAGAGUGGAGUAUUUUUCUAUGCCAAAUGUCUAAGAAGUCCUGCACUCUGAAGUGUUCGUGUCCGACACAAAGAAAAGAACAAUACAGAAACUUGCUUUUC
Dermacentor andersoni is the source of this 1563-nucleotide messenger RNA. The record is from RefSeq and is a predicted model, not a curated record. NCBI's taxonomy places the organism in Eukaryota, Metazoa, Arthropoda, Arachnida, Ixodida, Ixodidae.